AUGUAAAACUGUUGCUUAGUAUCACAAAAGGACUUUAGAUUAUUACCAUUUGUUAAGGCCAUUUAUAAGAAAUAAUAAGCAGAAAAACAUGAGCACCAACAGUUGUACCUCGAACUAACCAAUAGAUGUCUGGGAAUUUUCGCUAAUUUGUAUAGCUAGCUUCAACAGUUUUAUCUUUGA
Messenger RNA from Stylonychia lemnae, 180 nucleotides. NCBI's taxonomy places the organism in Eukaryota, Ciliophora, Spirotrichea, Sporadotrichida, Oxytrichidae. The record is from the annotation of a GenBank genome assembly.